AGCUCAAGUUCUGCAAAACCCAACGGUGGUUUGUCCACACAGGUUCUGAAAAGGAGCCAGGUACUGGCUAACCAACACAACCGGCCGAAUGCAGUUCAACCCUUUCUCUCAGGACACUUGGAGACAUGGACACCGCCGUGCCUACUCCAACGUCUCUGAAAGGCUGUCUUGCUUGACUCUCCAGGAGCCCAGUGUCAGCCGUCUUUACCAGAUUUUUUCUCCUGGAGACAGAAGAUCCUACCUGCUUGAUGACUCUUUAUCCAAUUCCAUCCAGCGAGAGUCCCUGGCUGUCCCCAUGGGGCUUGAGGACAGUGGCUCCAGGGGUCAGCAGAAGCAGCAGCAGCCCGGGGCUGUCCUUGAGGAUCUGGAAGAGCAGGAAAUCGCCCCGACAGAUGUGAAAUACCGCCUGCAGCUGCUCGAUGAGGCCCCAUUGCGGAGCAAGAGUUCCAGUGUACAAAGCCAGGGCCACAAGCCUGGAUGGAUCCCAUCCAGCAAAACCCACAGAGAGUGGUUCAAAUCCUGGAAGAUGGAUAUGACGUAUCCCGAGAAUGAGCGCUCCCAUUCAGGUCAUACCCAGGGCAGAAGGAUGACACCAAGAGCACAGCUGAGACAUGUGGAAUGUGACAGCCAGGACCAGGACACCCAAUCCUCAGUGUGGAGUCAAGCCCUCUUCCCUGGUCUAGACAAGAGCAGUCAGGGAGUCAUCCAAUGCACCCAGCAUGUGUCGAGGGAGAGGGAAAUGGUACCUGGUUGGUCCAUGACCCAUGCACCUCAAGAGAUGGGCCAGGCAAAGCAAGGACCAGCCUUCCUGAGGACGAAGGGAACCGCCAAGUUUAAUGUUGCUACAACAGCCAGGAUGUCCUGUCUGCCGCCUCUCAAGCUCCUGGAGAAAAAAGUGAAGAAUAGGUGUCCCCCCAACACACCUGGGAUCUUCCAAGACUGGAGAGCUCAGCCCCAAGGGCGCUACGGAAGCGACGAAAGACUCCUGGCGCCAUUUGAAGAUCAAGUCAACACGAGGGCCACAUAUAUGCCCUUGUUUACUGAAAAAGUGAAGUUUGUAAGCCCCAAGUCAGCUAUAUCAAACCCAAAACAAACACAUUCUCAACUGAGUAGGACAAAUCAACCAGGUAUGAGGGUCAGUUCAGGACCUGGACCUCAGGAAGAGGACAUCUGGAAAAAGGACUGCCUGAAUAAAUCUGGGAAGUCCUAA
Rattus rattus (black rat) is the source of this 1210-nucleotide messenger RNA. RefSeq lists its product as uncharacterized. The record is from RefSeq and is a predicted model, not a curated record. The coding region runs from base 89 to 1210 and encodes 373 amino acids. Lineage: Eukaryota; Metazoa; Chordata; Mammalia; Rodentia; Muridae. The transcript has 10 exons.